This is a messenger RNA of Klebsormidium nitens, 1814 nucleotides long. The record is from the annotation of a GenBank genome assembly. Lineage: Eukaryota; Viridiplantae; Streptophyta; Klebsormidiophyceae; Klebsormidiales; Klebsormidiaceae.
UUCAUCAUUUGCACAGCUCUCCAAUUUGCCAAUGGAUACCCCAUGCAGCAGCAAACGUUCAUUUCAAAUGCGGAUCGAAGAAGAUGGCUCCCUACCAAUUGUCAAGUUAGCGCCAAAGGGCUUUGUCAUUGUCUCUGCAAGACAGUUUACUAGGUUGAAUGAAGCCGGUUCCAUUUCCAGCGGCGGUUUCAAUUGUCUCAUAAACUAGCUGGUUGGAUGCAUUCAAUUUGCAUGAAGCUGUUGAGCACUGUCCACAAUUGAAUGAAGGAGCCAUGAGUUCGGCACGCUGCGCCAGCUCUCUUGAGCGGGCCCAAAGAUGGUCAACCUUGCAAUGUCAAGAACAGACCUACACCCCACAUCGGAAGAGCACGCUCAACCCAAGGAGGCGCGAAAUCAGAGCGACUCUGCAUCGCUCAAGCAAGGUCGCAUGGAGGCAAUUGCCAGGAAGACCUACCACCGCAGGAAAAGACUUCUAUAUUCAACCAUUUGGACAACCCGUUGAUGCCCCUUUGAGGUUUACGGCAAAGCCUGUUAACGCCGUCUCCCAAGCCAGCCUACCAGGAGGGUCUGAUUCUGAGUUGAGGGGUGCGCUUGACUUGGCCAGCGAUGAGGAGUUGCAUGAGAUUGUCAAUAUCUUGUAUGGGAGAAGCCCCCUCAGUCCCAUUCUGAAGUCCAUUGCCACCGGGGAUGGUUCCUCCUCUGACGGCGAGGAUGGCGGAGCGGGUCACCCCCGGAGGGACUUCCGGGACAUGCUGAGCGAGAGAGAGACACUUCUCCGCAGGCUGGAGGCGCGGUUCUUCUUCCUGGCUGCCGAUGCCAAGGCGACCAUGACGGGCAAACGACCGAGCUACCGCCAGGUGCUGCUGUGCGUGCGUCAGAAGCUACGCGUCCCAUGCUCCAAUGUGCUGUCGACUGCGGACCUUGAAGCGGAGAUCUUCUUGCACUUACUGCAAGAGUAUUCCAGCGCACCGUCUAAACAGAAGGAACACGAGCAGGGCGUUGUGAUGGUGAACGACCCGAGGCACGUGCAAGGCAAGCGGUGGCAUCAGCUAGGGAAGCUGCUGGCGCCGGUCAAGAUCGGGGGGGAGGAGGUGCUGUCAAUACUAGCCAAGGGAAGCAGUGCGCUGGGCGUGACCACGCUGCAAAACAUGGCUCUUGGCCGGUUGUCAGGGCGCAUGUUGUUGGAAAGGGCCAAGUAUCAGGUCGCGACUGAAGCCCUCAAGAAGGGUGGUGCAGCAGUGGCCAACCGGAUUCAAAGUCACUACGCCGUUCUGGCGGCUAAGCAGGCCCUUGCUGGCGCAUCUGCGCGUUAUGCCAUCCUCAGAAGCACGAUGACAUUGCUUGGGCCAGUCAUGUGGGGGGCGUUCAUGGCGGACGUGGUGCUUCAGGCGGUGGGUACGGACUACGGACGUGUUGUGCGGGUGAUCUUUGCGCUGGCCCAGAUCCGCCUUACCAGAACGUACGGCUGGAGACAGUCGGAUGCAACUUAGGGCGGUAGGUGAAGAGAGGCAGCGCUUGGAGGGGACGUUAUAAGACGUCACGUUCAAUUGCAGCUUAUGCAAGAAUAAGCUUUUGAGACACGGCUCACCAAAUGAUCUUUUGAGAGUCUCAAGCAUGGUAGACAUAAAUGAUAAGUAUGCGAUCCAUGAUAUCUCGAUUGCAUAAGUAGAUUCACGUGACCUGAUACGAGUUGCGUUUAAAACAUUGUUUGCUAAGCACGCACAGUCUUACAUAGAAGUUGAACAAGAUAUUCCCAUGAUUGCACAGUCUUACAUAGAAGUUGAACAAGAUAUUCCCAUGAUUGCCUUGAAGGA